Messenger RNA from Equus caballus (horse), 4949 nucleotides. RefSeq names its product endothelin converting enzyme 1 (gene ECE1). Gene Ontology annotation, biological process: peptide hormone processing. The record is from RefSeq and is a predicted model, not a curated record. NCBI's taxonomy places the organism in Eukaryota, Metazoa, Chordata, Mammalia, Perissodactyla, Equidae. Gene Ontology annotation, molecular function: metalloendopeptidase activity. Gene Ontology annotation, cellular component: plasma membrane.
CGGGGGCGGAGGGAGGCAGGACCCCCUCCCCCGCCGCGCCGCCCGUGGGCCGGUCUCCGUGUCCCGGGAGGGGCGGGGCGCAGCGGCGGUGGCGGCGCCCGGGCCGCUUUCCCAUUCUCCCCAUUCGGGCGAGAGCAUGGAGGCGCUGAGGGAGUCCGUCCUGCACUUGGCCUUGCAGAUGUCGACCUACAAGCGGGCCACGCUGGACGAGGAGGACCUGGUGGACUCGCUCUCCGAGGGCGACGUGUACCCCAACGGCCUGCAGGUGAACUUCCACAGCCCCCGGAGUGGCCAGAAGUGCUGGGCUGCGAGGACCCAGGUGGAGAAGCGGCUGCUGGUGCUGGUGGCACUUCUGGCGGCAGGACUGGUGGCCUGCCUGGCAGUGCUGGGCCUCCAGUACCGAACAAGAACCCCCUCAGUGUGCCUGAGCGAGGCCUGCAUCUCAGUGACCAGCUCCAUCUUGAGUUCCAUGGACCCCACAGUGGACCCCUGCCAGGACUUCUUCACCUACGCCUGUGGCGGCUGGAUCAAGGCCAACCCCGUGCCUGAUGGCCACUCACGCUGGGGGACCUUCAGCAACCUCUGGGAGCACAACCAAGCCAUCAUCAAGCACCUUCUCGAAAACUCCACAGCCAGUGUGAGCGAGGCAGAAAGGAAGGCCCAAGUCUACUACCGUGCAUGCAUGAAUGAAACCAGGAUCGAGGAGCUCAAGGCCAAGCCCCUGAUGGAGCUGAUCGAGAAGCUCGGGGGCUGGAACAUCACAGGUCCCUGGGACAAGGACAACUUCCAGGACACCCUGCAGGUGGUCACCUCCCACUACCGCACCUCACCCUUCUUCUCCGUCUACGUCAGCGCCGACUCCAAGAAUUCCAACAGCAAUGUGAUCCAGGUGGACCAGUCCGGCCUGGGCUUACCCUCAAGGGACUAUUACCUGAACAAAACAGAAAAUGAGAAGGUGCUGACGGGAUACCUGAACUACAUGGUCCAGCUGGGGAAGCUGCUGGGCGGAGGGGACGAGGACAACAUCCGGCCCCAGAUGCAGCAGAUCCUGGACUUUGAGACGGCUCUGGCCAACAUCACCAUCCCCCAGGAGAAGCGCCGGGACGAGGAGCUCAUCUACCACAAAGUGACGGCGGCCGAGCUGCAGGCCUUGGCGCCCGCCAUCAACUGGCUGCCCUUCCUCAACUCCAUCUUCCACCCCGUGGAGAUCAAUGAAUCCGAGCCUAUCGUCGUCUACGACAAGGAGUACCUUGGGCAGGUCUCCACCCUCAUCAACACCACCGACAAGUGCUUGCUGAACAACUACAUGAUCUGGAACCUGGUGCGGAAGACAAGCUCCUUCCUCGAUCAGCGCUUUCAGGACGCCGACGAGAAGUUCAUGGAAGUCAUGUACGGGACCAAGAAGACCUGUCUUCCUCGCUGGAAGUUUUGCGUGAGUGACACAGAAAACAACCUGGGCUUUGCCCUGGGCCCCAUGUUUGUCAAAGCCACCUUCGCUGAGGACAGCAAAAACAUAGCUAGCGAGAUCAUCCUGGAGAUCAAGAAGGCGUUUGAGGAGAGCCUGAGCACCCUGAAGUGGAUGGAUGAAGACACUCGGAAGUCAGCCAAGGAGAAGGCGGAUGCAAUCUACAACAUGAUAGGCUAUCCCAACUUUAUCAUGGACCCCAAGGAGCUUGACAAAGUGUUCAACGACUACACCGCGGUUCCGGACCUCUACUUCGAGAACGCCAUGCGGUUUUUCAACUUCUCCUGGAGAGUCACUGCCGACCAGCUCCGGAAAGCUCCCAACAGAGAUCAGUGGAGCAUGACCCCACCCAUGGUGAACGCUUACUACUCGCCCACCAAGAACGAGAUUGUGUUUCCGGCCGGGAUCCUGCAGGCCCCGUUCUACACCCGCUCUUCACCCAAGGCCUUAAACUUUGGUGGCAUCGGUGUCGUCGUGGGCCAUGAGCUGACUCAUGCUUUUGAUGAUCAAGGGAGGGAGUAUGACAAGGAUGGGAACCUCCGGCCCUGGUGGAAGAACUCGUCCGUGGAGGCCUUCAAGCAGCAGACCGAGUGCAUGGUGGGGCAGUACGGCAACUACAGCGUGAACGGGGAGCCGGUGAACGGCCGGCACACGCUCGGGGAGAACAUCGCCGACAACGGGGGCCUCAAGGCGGCCUAUCGGGCCUACCAGAACUGGGUGAAGAAGAACGGGGCUGAGCAGACCUUGCCCACCCUGGGUCUCACCAAUAACCAGCUCUUCUUCCUGGGCUUUGCGCAGGUCUGGUGCUCCGUCCGCACGCCCGAGAGCUCCCAUGAAGGCCUCAUCACCGAUCCCCACAGCCCCUCCCGCUUCCGGGUCAUCGGCUCCAUCUCCAACUCCAGGGAGUUCUCGGAACACUUUCAGUGCCCGCCCGGCUCCCCUAUGAACCCCCAUCACAAGUGUGAAGUCUGGUGAGGAGCGAAGCACCAAGAGCCAGGAUGGAGGAGGGGGAGGGGCCGAGGACAAGCCCCAGGGGGCGCCCAACAAGGCUGCGCCUCCAUCCGGUGUCCAGGGCAUCGCCCAGCCCCCUUGGCCACCUGGGGCCCCCUUCCCGGCACUGGAGGGUUUUCAGCUGGAACUGAGCCUGCGAUGUGGGUUCUCAACAUAAUCCGAGGUUUGAUCCCCUGUGAAGACCCUGUCAUCCCAGGCACACGUGCGUCACCUCUAACGGGCAUUUGGGUUUCAGGCUGGUUGUUCGCCAGGCCUGGGCCCCCCGCCGACAAGGGCAGUGGGACACAGCCCCCUGCCCACAUCCAGCGCCAGAUACACCACAAAUACCACUGUGUCAAAUGCUUUAAAGAUAUAUUUUUGGGGAAACUAUUUUUUAAACAUGUGGAAUACACUGGAAAUCUUCAGGGAAAUAAUGCAUUUAAAACACUUUUUUUUUUUUAAGGAAAGGAUUGGUAUAUUUAUUAUGUUCUGUUUUUCUAAAUGACCUGUGGACAAGGGAAGCCCCACUGACUUAGCCCCUCUCGUCCUCACUUGCUGCAAGGUGGGGCUGAGGCAGGGUCCCCAGCCGCUGAGUGGGUCCCCCGAGAGCUGCCUCAGUCCUUGGGAUAUGCAGUUUCAGCCCGGUCACCUGGUUCUGCCGCCACCUGGAGCAGAGAGGAGAGGCGUGGAGGCCGGGCAGGGGAAGGGGCCAGCUCGAGGAUGCCAAACUCAUUGGCAACCCCCUCUCAGCAUGCCUGCAUCUGUCCCCAGAGUCCAAAGUGGGAACCUCAGCAAGGAAGGUCGAUCCCCAGAGUCUCUGCUGGGGACUGAUAGCUGAGGCAGAGAGGCCAGGCCAGGGUCCUCAAACCUAGUCUGGGGCUCUCAAGCACCCUGGAUCCGGACCAUGGGAGCCCUGCGAGGCUGAGACCCCCCCCGAAGAUAUACUCCGCUGUGCCGGGGGUGUCCUCUUUCCGUCCCUCUUCUUUUGGCUACCCCAUGUCUAUCCUGGGGGCCUGCUCCCUCUGCAGCAGUCCCCCCAUCCCAGCCACGUCAGGGUCUCCCUUGCUGACCCUCUCGCCAGAGGAAAGAGAAAAGAGAAAAGAGCUGUGCUCCCCUACGCAGCUCAAAUCCUCCCUGUGGGCUCCAUCCUCCGCCCCCCGGCCUGGGCCUGGCUCCCGGGACCGCGACAGCUCACCCUCCGUUUUCUAGUGCCUUAUGUGAAGCUGUGGCCCUGGGCUCAACCCCAAGGAGGCACUCCCCCACCCCCGGGGCUCCCUGGCCUCCUCGGUGAAUCCUCCAAGGGUCCUGACUGUAACAAAGGCCAUACCCCCUGCUCCCAGUGCCCACAGAGCUGCCUCUCACAGCAGCCCAGGAGCUGUGGCCUGCAGGUCAGCGGCACCCAGGUCAGGAGUCUGAGGAGCCCCUGAGCUUUCUCUGGCCUCCGUCCCACUCUCAGCCCCUUGGGUUACAUUAAGACAAUACUUGUAGCUAGAUGGGCUCUUCUUCUUGGGGGAUGUUUUCAGCCCUGGGAGGCUGUGGGGGGAAGGUUCCCCCAACCUGGUCAGUCUGAUCUGUGCUGUCAGGGGACCAGCAAUGUUGUCCCCUCCCUGAGGUCACAGUUCAGGGGCUCCCCCAGGUGGAGCUAAUUGUAGCCCUACUCUGGUCCUCUGGGGGAAGCAGGCACCUGUGACUGAGGCAGGAGCAGCCCAUGCCCGCCAUGGUGCUCCCAUCUCAGCAGGCCAGACCCCCGGCCAGCCCCCACUGCCACAGUGCACUUGCAUCACCCAGGAAGCCAGACUCCUCCUUGCCAGAGAGGAGCAGACAGCUCAGCCACUGCCUCACCCACCUUCACAUCAGCCCCAGAGCUGGGGCAGGGGCAGUGGAGGUGGGCUCCAGAUAAGGCCGUGGUCCCCCAAGCAGCAGGCCUAGUGGCUCUUCAGAGGAAAGGUAGGACCAGAGCCGGAGAAGGAGCUAGGGGCAGGAGCCCGCCACACGCACCUUGCCACAUAGAGGUAGCUUUCCCAGUCCUGGACCCUGCCCGGCCUGCUCUCCCCCGACCCUCCUUCCCCGUGGAGGGUCACAGCCUCCAGAGUGUCGGUCUGCACCAUACUGGGACCUCCCAGCCAGAAGCAAGCGUCCUAGGGCUGAGGGUCCAGCCAGAGGGCACAGAGGCUGCACUCGCUGCUUCAGGAGGGGGAGGGGGAGGGGGAGGGGGGCGGGGAGAGGAAGGCGCAGGCCCAGCAGGGAUGGAAGCAAAGGAAGCGUCCCCCGCUACUCCUACCCCUACCCUUCCAGAGCUUUGAAAAGGCUGAGGGAUGGGCCGCUGCCUUCCGAGAGACCCCUCCCCUUAGAGCCAGAGGCAUAGGGCUGGCUUCUCUGUGGGUCCAUGAAUGUGGGUUUGGAGCUGGGAAUCUAUUUUUUGUAUUAUUAUGUUCUGUGCUACUGUAGUUUUGGUGUGGCACUAUUGUAACUGUAAUAAAGUACUUGUACCAAG